AUGGCUACAGAUGUGUUGGAGAAACAUGAAAAGCAUGAUACCGAUCGGGAUUAUGGCCUCACGGGCCAUGUAUCUCAUUCCGACGUCCUGGUGAACAAGGAUCUCAUGAGCGAUGCUUUUGAUGGCGAGAACCGUGAGCAUGAGAUGGGAGUGUGGGCGGCUGCCAAGAAGCACCCUUGGGCUUGCUUCUGGGCCUUCACCAUGUGUUUUACCAUUGUAAUGGAGUCUUUCGACAUGUUCUUGAAUGGAAACUUUGUCGCGCUGCCCGUGUUUCGGAGAACAUACGGGGUCUAUGUCGAGGGAUCUGGAUACAUCAUCGAGACCAAAUGGCAAAGUGCUCUCUUCCAAGCCGGCCAGUGUGGCGCCUUUGUUGGUGUCUUCUUGGCUGGCCCCGUUACCAACCGCCUUGGCUAUCGUUGGACCACCAUCUUGGCCCUUGCCCUGAUGAAUGCCACCAUCUUCAUCUCCUUUUUCGCUAAUUCGCUUACGCUUCUUACCGUCGGACAAGCACUGGAAGGUCUUCCGUGGGGUUUCUUCAUUGCGAACGCCCCGGCGUAUGCUUCCGAAAUUGUCCCCCUUGCCCUGCGAGGCGCUUGCACGGCCACCUUGCAGAUGAGUUGGUCCAUCGGCAUGAUCAUCGUCGCCGCCGCCACGUACGGCUACAACAAGCGCGACGACGAGUGGGCGUGGCGAGUGCCCAUCGGCUUGCAGUGGAUCUUUCCCACCCCCCUCCUGGUUCUCAUAUUCCAAGCCCCCGAAUCGCCCUGGUGGCUCGUCCGUCGCGGGCGCAAGGAAGAAGCCCUUCGCUCCAUUGAGCGCCUCGGGAACAAGCAGCACGCCCAACAAUCCCUUGCUAUGAUGGAGCGCACCGUCGAGAUUGAGGCUCAAAUGGGCGGAGCCCCCACCCUCCUGGACCUGUUCAAGGGCACAGAUCUGCGACGAACAACCAUCACCUGCCUGAUGUACGCAUCGCAGAACUUUGCGGGAAACUUGAUUGCAAACCAAGCCACCUUUUUCUUCGAGCAGGCUGGAAUCUCGUCCGACUUGGCUUUCCAGCUCAACUUGAUCAACUCGUGCCUGCAGUUCGUCGCAAAUGCCCUCUCGUGGUUUCUCACGGCCUGGUUCGGCCGCCGAACCAUCUACCUGUGGGGCACGGCCGCCAACGUCACUUUCCUCAUGCUCCUCGGCAUCUGUGCCUCUAUACCACAAAACUCGUCGACCAAUUACGCCCAGGCCGUUCUCGGCAUAAUAAUCUCCUUCGUUUUUGCUGGCUCCCUCGGGCCCAUCUCCUACUCCAUCAUCUCGGAGACAUCUUCCGUCCGUCUGCGGGCUCUCAGCACGGGUGUUGGCCGCGCUGCCUAUUAUGUUGCGGAAAUCCCAAUGAUCUUCCUUGCUUCUCAGCUGCUCAAUCCAACGGGGUGGAAUCUUGCAGGCAAAUGCGGUUAUGUCUGGGGUGGAACCGCCAUCGUAUGCUGGCUCACUGCCUAUUUCUUUCUUCCCGAGCUGAAACAUCGUACUUAUCGUGAGAUUGAUAUCUUGUUCAACCGCAAGGUUCCUGCUAGAAAGUUCAAUUCGACCGUCAUCGAUGUCAGGGAUAAUGAGUAA
Ustilaginoidea virens is the source of this 1605-nucleotide messenger RNA. RefSeq lists its product as uncharacterized. The transcript is spliced from 5 exons. Gene Ontology annotation, molecular function: carbohydrate:proton symporter activity. Lineage: Eukaryota; Fungi; Ascomycota; Sordariomycetes; Hypocreales; Clavicipitaceae. The coding region runs from base 1 to 1605 and encodes 534 amino acids. The record is from RefSeq and is a predicted model, not a curated record. Gene Ontology annotation, cellular component: membrane. Gene Ontology annotation, biological process: transmembrane transport; carbohydrate transport.